Protopolystoma xenopodis is the source of this 273-nucleotide messenger RNA. NCBI's taxonomy places the organism in Eukaryota, Metazoa, Platyhelminthes, Monogenea, Polystomatidea, Polystomatidae. The record is from the annotation of a GenBank genome assembly.
AUGUCUGUGCUCGGAUGGCAGAAGCCGGUCUUCCGUUUGGCUGGUCGAGGCAACCAGCCGGGCGAUGAUCUGCAAGCCGAUCUCGGCGACGGUGAAACUGAGGCAGCCGGUGGAGGCGGCGGGUCUCGGGUAUCGGCACGCUUGGGCAGAGAUGGCGGCCAGCCGGACUGUCUUACUGGCCGGCUGGCUGGGGUGCCUUGUGUCGGGACAGACGUCUCGCCUCAGACGGUCUCAGAGCGGCUAGAUUCAUUGCCGAGACAACUCGACGGGUAA